AUGACGGGACCAACGAUAACCCGUAAACCGCCUCAGUUGUAUUUUGUGUUCAAGAGAAAACACUAUUUGAAAGUCAACAGGAAAAUUGUUAGCAUGGUGGUGGUGCUGAAUGGUGUGCUCGCGGACGAGUGCCCGACGUCGGUGCGUGCGCUACUAAACGCGCACCCCGGCUACAGAGAUGCGGCCGCACAGCUCCUGGCGUCAGCCGCCCGAGUCGUGCCCUCUCCUGGAUUGCUUUAUGUUGUGCAGAGGGAGCUAGCCGCUGUGGUACCUCAUGACAAAAACGUCACCAUAAUAGGAUCUGACGAUGCGACAUCAUGUAUCAUUGUCGUUGUCAGACACGCAGGUUCGGGGGCAGUUGCCCUGGCACAUUUAGAUGGAUCCGGUACAGCAGAAGCUGCAGCAACAAUGGUCACACGCGUUCAGCAGCUGGCAGUGGGUUAUCCUGAGGGCAGGCUUGAAUUACAGUUGGUCGGCGGCUUCACGGAUCCACAUCGCUAUUCAGAUGAGCUGUUUGCUAAUAUUAUGUUAUCAUUCCACCGGCUGUCAGUUGAGAUCGACCUGACGCUGGCUUGUUGCUGCGAGCUGAACACGGCCCUGGGCACGGGCGCGGCCGCCCCGAUGGUGACGGGCGUCGGUGUGGACAUACGCGCCGGGGACCUCUUCCCUGCUACCUUCCCUGACAAGGGGCCUGAGCUGCCGCUGCGCGGCGCACGUACCAUCACCAGCGGUCCGCACUCUGGACAGGUUUUAGACAUAUACGACAACACGGUGGGCAUGCUCCGUAUUGGACCGUUCAACUACGAGCCGCUACGAGGCGUGGACCUGUGGCUGGAACAAUCUGACGAGUUCAUACUGCAACAUCUCAGUACCACACCCGCUGUCGAACCGCCACACUUUGUUCACAAUAUCCGAGUGACCCUCAAAUUCAUUCAGCAGCAUCCGUUCCCUGCGGUGACGGUGUUCCCGGACAACCGCGCACAUUACUACCGCCGCGACGAACAAACCGGCUGCUGGGUCGCCAUGCGCUUCUAG
Messenger RNA from Arctia plantaginis, 1035 nucleotides. The record is from the annotation of a GenBank genome assembly. Lineage: Eukaryota; Metazoa; Arthropoda; Insecta; Lepidoptera; Erebidae.